CUUAAUUUCAUUCUCUCCCAACUGCAGCUCGACGCAUAUGCUUCUUUCUGCAUCUGGGGAGCAAUUAAGAUUGAUCCGCACCUUAUCAUCUUGAGCAUCACAAGGCUUCCCUCCCAAAAUUCGACUGGAAAAUGGACUCCCAGCCGCAGGGGUUGCUCAGGGUCGAGCCCAACGAGCUCCAAUUCGCAUUUGAGGCGAAUAAGAAGACCUCGUGCUCUACGCAGCUAACGAACAGAACGGAUCACCACAUCGCCUUCAAGGUGAAAAACAAUGUACCAUCGAAAUAUAUCGUGCAUCCCAAAAUAUGUGUUGUGCCACCCAGAUCCACCAUCUAUGUCCAAGUUACAAUGCGAGCACAAAGUCAGGCGCCACCAGACAUGCAACUCAGGGACAGGUUCUGUGUGCAGAGCGUUGUGGUGAGGAGGGGAACAACGACCGAGGAUCUAACUCAACACAUGUUCCAAAAAUCUGCAGGCAAUGUAGUGGAUGAGGUGAACCUGAAGGUUGUCUAUAUGCAACCACCACCUGUGGCUGUGGGGGAGGGGUCUGAAGAGGGUACAUCGUCUCGUCCUUCAUGCUCAGAUGGGGGAAACAUAAAUGAUCAACAGGAAGGAUCUACACUACACCAUAUGUCGUUACAAAAACUGAAAGACAUCACAUGCAACUUCUCUACUGAACAAAUCAUUGGUAGAGGUGGUUUUGGUGUGGUAUAUAAGGGAGUGCAAGAAAACGGGAAAAUUGUUGCAGUGAAGAAGCUUGUGCAGUCAAUGCUGAGCUCACCAGAGAAUUUUGAGAACGAGAUUCUUCUCCUUAUCAAAUUAACACAUACAAAUAUAGUGCAACUAUUAGGCUACUGUUACGAAACACAGUAUAUACAUAUGCCUCACGAAGGAAGAAUUGUGUUUGUUUCAGAAACUGAAUGUAUGCUUUGCCUGGAAUAUAUGUCCAAUGGAAGUCUUGAUAAUUAUAUUUCAGAUGCAUAUUCAGGGCUUGACUGGCCCACACGCUACAAAAUAAUUGAGGGGAUUUCCUAUGGUCUAAAGUAUCUACACGGCCAAUCCGAUGGUCCAAUUGUUCACUUGGACCUAAAACCAGCAAACAUACUGCUUGAUGAAAGAAUGUUACCAAAGAUUACAGACUUUGGUCUUUCAAAACUGUUCGAUCAAAAUCAAACUAUUCAAAUGUCACAUAUUAUGGGAACAUUGGGUUAUAUGCCACCAGAAUUUACACGUGGUAUAAUAACUACCAAGUCAGACAUAUUCAGUUUGGGUGUAAUAAUUUUGGAAGUAAUAACCGGGCACAGAGACUACCCAGACGAUAUCAGGGCAUCUUCCACGGAAUUCAUUGAGCUUGAACUUCAAAAAUGGAGAGAUGUUCUGCAACCGGGGUAUACAUUGCUUGAAACUGAUUUCCAACAAAUAAGAAGAUGCAUUCAAAUAGGUCUGGUAUGCGUGAAUCCUGAGCGUACCAAUAGGCCCGCAAUUAAGAAAAUUAUUGAUCAGCUUCAAGGUUUUGAAAAUAUGGAUUGGUACAUUAUCAAUGAGUUGUCAAGCUGCGACAACAAGAUGGAGGCCAUGGACGUUGGGAUAAUCUCCUUUGCUAAACUAUGGCCCCACCUUCCUGGGCAUUGGUUCUCGGUUCUGCGAGGAUAUAUUUUCCAUAGUAUUCAUUGCAGGUUGCGUUUAUGCUCGAUGAUCGGCAGUUCAAGUUUAAUUUUCCUUUUAUCCACCCUAGUUAUAGCUUAUAUAUGUAAACAUAUCUGAAAUUUGAUGGAUGUUUGGACAAAAGGAUGAGAGACCUCCAAUUUUUGAGGAGUUAGUAGGUAGAGGGGUUUCGACUGCUUCCUGUGGCUGGUGUUUGCAGUUAUGCAUCUUUACUAAUCAGUUCUCAUUAUUUCGGAAACAAAAGACGGAAACUACGCACCCUG
This is a messenger RNA of Lolium perenne, 1927 nucleotides long. RefSeq names its product cysteine-rich receptor-like protein kinase 44. The record is from RefSeq and is a predicted model, not a curated record. Gene Ontology annotation, biological process: protein phosphorylation. Gene Ontology annotation, molecular function: protein kinase activity; ATP binding. Lineage: Eukaryota; Viridiplantae; Streptophyta; Magnoliopsida; Poales; Poaceae.